Messenger RNA from Tupaia belangeri chinensis (Chinese tree shrew), 884 nucleotides. It is a transcript of the gene TIMM29, whose product is annotated as translocase of inner mitochondrial membrane 29. The transcript has 5 exons. Bases 73 to 702 code for a protein of 209 amino acids. Gene Ontology annotation, cellular component: TIM22 mitochondrial import inner membrane insertion complex. Gene Ontology annotation, biological process: protein insertion into mitochondrial inner membrane. NCBI's taxonomy places the organism in Eukaryota, Metazoa, Chordata, Mammalia, Scandentia, Tupaiidae. The record is from RefSeq and is a predicted model, not a curated record.
GGAGCGGGCCUGGCCCUUUACUUCGUGGCUGAAGCGUUUCUUUCCGGAAAACGGACUCGCAGCCGGAAGAGGAUGGCGACAGCCGCUCUAAAGCGAUUUUGGUCCCGAGGUCGAAGGGAGGCGGGCGAAGCCGCGGCUGCAAAGCCAGGCUUGUGGGCACGGCUGGGCGUGUGGUCGCGUGCGCUGCUCCGGGGCUACGCCGAGCUUCUGGCUCCUGCCACGCGCAACCGCGACUCCGAAGCUUUCGUGCAGCGCCUUCUGUGGCUGCGGGGCGGCGGCCGCCUGCGCCACGUGAACCUGGGCUUCUGCUCGAUCGUGUAUGAGGCGCCCUAUGACGCCGAGACCAGUCUCUACCAAGCCCGCUGCCACUACCUGCAGCCUCGCUGGACCGAUUUCCCGGGCCGGAUCCUGGAUGUGGGUUUCGUGGGCUGCUGGUGGAAGCUGAGGACCCAGAUGCAAGACUGUGACAUCAACGACGACGAGUUCCUUCACCUUCCCGCUCAUUUGCGCGUCGUUAGGUCCCACCACUUGCACUCGGAAGUCAACGAGCGGCUCUUUGACGAGAAGUACAAGCCUGUGGUGCUCACGGACGAUCAGGUGGACCAGGCGCUAUGGGAGGAACAAGUCUUGCAGAAAGAGAAGAAGGACAAGCUCACCCUGAGUCAGGUCGACACGCUGGUGCAGUCGGACGUCCCGAGAUGAAACCCAAUGGCCUGGGCCCACAUCAGGCUCCGUGCCUUGGAAGACUGUGUGCCCGGAAUCGUGCAAUCAGAGCCAGUGAGCCUCGUGUGGACAGUAACUGAGAUAGAUUAUCUGCAGUGUUUCUUGUUGGGAUUUCCCAAGUUUGGGAACCUUUCCUUUUAUUUCUUGUUAGCUGAAGCGAA